Benincasa hispida (wax gourd) is the source of this 2295-nucleotide messenger RNA. Its product is annotated as BTB/POZ domain-containing protein POB1-like. NCBI's taxonomy places the organism in Eukaryota, Viridiplantae, Streptophyta, Magnoliopsida, Cucurbitales, Cucurbitaceae. Gene Ontology annotation, biological process: response to red light. Gene Ontology annotation, cellular component: nucleus. The record is from RefSeq and is a predicted model, not a curated record. Gene Ontology annotation, molecular function: protein binding.
AACAAACGGAUGAUUAACUUCUUCUUCUUCUUCAAAGGCGCCUUGUUAGCGCUUUAUUUGUUUCUUCUUCUCUCUCUAGAAAUUCUCUCAACGUUUCUCGAUUGCCGAGGGCUCAAUCUCAAGCCUGAGUAUCGUUCUUCAAAUUGAAAUGUAGCGCCUUCCAUUCCAUUAGGGCUUCGAAAUUGUUUUUCGUGUUUCGGUUGAUUCUGGAGAUUUAGGGUUUUUUUCCCCUUUUCUUUCUUUCUUUCUGUUUUGGUUCUGGGGGUUCAGUGGGGGUGGAGAAAUGAAGGAUUUGAACUCGGAUAUUUUUGACCCCACGGCCGGGAUGGAUUCGGAUUAUUCGCGUGCUUCUUGUGCUUCAUCGUCCGACGCCGAUUUUGGAUUUGCUUUUAACGACAGUAAUUUCUCUGAUCGCUUGCUCCGGAUUGAGAUUAUGGGGGAACCGGCUGAGUCCCGUCCCGAUUCUGUCGGAUGUACUAGCAUCCUCGAUUGGGCUCGACGGAAGAGACGGAGAGAGGAUUGCAAGAAGGACAACGUUGUUGAUCUUAAUGGAUGCCCCGAGGAACAAGUUUUAAAUGGAAACCAACCUGAUAUGGAUGAUGCCAUACCUUGUGACAAUCUAGACGAUGAACCUGCUCAAAUGAUUGAAGAGUUACAUUCAGGUGAUGAAGCUGCAAAUGGUGAUGAAUCAAGCUGGGGGAUGGAUUGUUCUACUGUUAUUAAAGUUAAAACGCUGCACAUCAGCUCUCCAAUUUUGGCUGCCAAAAGUCCUUUUUUCUACAAGUUGUUCUCUAAUGGGAUGAGGGAGUCCGAACAGCGGAAUGUGACUUUACGAAUCACUGCCUCGGAGGAAGCUGCACUAAUGGAGUUGCUGAAUUUUAUGUAUAGUAAUACCCUAUCUUGUAGCACCGCUUCGGCUUUGCUGGAUGUGCUUAUGGCUGCAGACAAAUUUGAGGUUGCAUCAUGCAUGAGGUAUUGCAGCAGGCUUUUACGAAACUUGCCCAUGACACCUGAGUCUGCAUUGCUGUAUCUAGAGCUUCCAUCCAGUGUCCUAAUGGCCGAAGCAGUCCAACCAUUGACUGAUGCAGCAAAGCAGUAUCUUGCUGUUCGCUACAAGGACAUUACCAAGUUUCAGGACGAGGUUAUGGCUUUGCCUCUUGCAGGAGUGGAAGCAAUAUUGUCCAGUGACGAUCUUCAGGUUGCAUCAGAGGAUGCAGUAUACGACUUCAUCCUCAAGUGGGCUAGAACUCAGUAUCCAAAGUUGGAGGAGCGACGAGAAGUGCUGGGGGCUCGACUUGCUCGUUAUAUUCGAUUCCCCUUUAUGACAUGUCGAAAGCUUAAGAAAGUUCUGACCUGCAAUGACUUCGAUCAUGAUGUUGCUUGCAAACUUGUGCUUGAGGCCCUUUUCUUUAAAGCAGAGGCUCCUCACCGGCAGAGAAUCUUAGCUGCUGAUGAGGCAUCUACCUCAAACCGCCGCUUCUUCAUCGAGAGAGCAUACAAAUAUCGUCCAGUCAAGGUUGUUGAGUUCGAUCGUCCUCGGCAGCAGUGUGUGGUAUACCUGGACUUAAAGCGGGAAGAGUGCACAAAUUUGUUUCCAUCCGGGAGAGUGUAUUCUCAGGCAUUCCACUUGGGUGGUCAAGGAUUUUUUCUUUCGGCUCACUGCAACAUGGAUCAGCAAAGCUCAUUUCAUUGUUUUGGGCUUUUCUUGGGAAUGCAGGAAAAAGGAUCAGUUUCUUUUGCAGUUGACUAUGAAUUUGCUGCAAGAUCAAAGCCAACGGAGGAGUUUGUAAGCAAAUAUAAGGGCAAUUACACGUUCACCGGAGGCAAGGCGGUUGGCUAUAGAAACUUAUUUGCAAUACCAUGGACUUCUUUCAUGGCUGAAGAUAGUCACUACUUUAUAAAUGGAGUCCUCCAUCUUAGAGCUGAACUCACCAUCAGGAGCUGAACUUCCUUGACCACAUUUCUGUUUGAUCGGUUCAGUCUCUAAAGUAACCAAGGGUAUUAUUAUUCUCAAUUCUCUCUGGUCUAGGUUGUCUAACCAUCUAAUUUUUGUAUGGCUUUCUUUUCUUGUUUGCCGUUUUGACAUCCAUCCUUCCCUCUACUCGACUAAGACAAUGUAAUAGUAAAGCUGUUUUUUAAUAUUAAUACUUGGCUCUCAAGUAUGUUAUACCAAAAUCUCUCUGGGGAUUGCUUUACUUUCCUUCGCCAUACUACUUAACAUCAACAUUUGUAACCUGGAGUUCUGGUAUCCUUGGAUCUUUGAAAUGUAUUUGGUAGGCUUUGAAGCUUGACUGA